Achroia grisella is the source of this 2868-nucleotide messenger RNA. Its product is annotated as membrane alanyl aminopeptidase-like. The transcript has 15 exons. Gene Ontology annotation, biological process: peptide catabolic process; proteolysis. NCBI's taxonomy places the organism in Eukaryota, Metazoa, Arthropoda, Insecta, Lepidoptera, Pyralidae. Gene Ontology annotation, cellular component: cytoplasm. Bases 1 to 2868 code for a protein of 955 amino acids. Gene Ontology annotation, molecular function: zinc ion binding; metalloaminopeptidase activity; peptide binding. The record is from RefSeq and is a predicted model, not a curated record.
AUGUCUAGAAUUAUACAUACUAUUUUAUGUAUGGUGCUUUUGGCGUACGUUAAGGCCGAUUCUGACUUUCCAUUUUGGGAACAUGAUCAAAUCCCCGUAAGGGCACUAUCAACACGAAAUGAAGAAUCCAUUUACAGACUACCAGGAGAUGUUGUGCCCUUGGAAUAUGACGUAUAUCUAGAUCUUUUUUUUGCUGAAAGGACAGAUAGACCAUUUAGCUAUGAUGGAAGAGUAAACAUUACUAUACAAGCAGUCCAAGAAAAUGUGACUCAAAUUGUACUACAUGCCAAUGUUGAUAGAGUAAGGGGUGCCAGUUUGUACAAAAAUGAAAUACCCGUACAAUUAAACCAUACUAAUGCACUUAUAAUUGAAAGACAAUAUCAUUUCCUGAAAGUUAAUUCACUUAAUGCUCUUGUUGUUGGUGAAAAUUAUACUUUGGUCAUCGAGUACAGUAGUGUUAUGAAUGAUGGACCAAUGAAGCGAGGCAUUUGGCGUGGUUGGUAUAUUGAUGAGAAUAAUAUAGAGAGAAUCUACGCAACAACUCAUUUUCAGCCGUAUAACGCAAGACAAGCUUUUCCUUGCUGGGACGAGCCUUUAUACAAAGCAGUAUUCACACUACAUAUAUCUAGGCCAACAAAUUACUCAGCUACAUUUACUAAUACUGGAUUGGACACUUAUGAUCAUCUAGACAUGAAUUUUCAAGAUCGAGUUGUGGAGCAUUUUCUGCCAACACCGAAAAUGUCAACAUACCUCGUAACUUUUCUAGUUAGUGAGACGUUUAAAGUUAUAGCUAACGAUACCUCGUUCAAUCCACCCAUAAGAAUAAUCGGUAGGUCAAAUACCCAAGGAUAUGGGGAUCAUGCCUUGAACUUGACUGUUGGAAUGACGAAGUUUUUUGGUGAUUACUUCGAUAUGCCAUACGAGAGUUUGCACAAGAAUCUGUAUAACGAUCAUAUAUCUUCUCCGGACUGGGCUUCAGCUGGUACCGAAAAUUGGGGUAUGGUUAGUUAUAGAGAAUUGAAUCUGAUUAUAUACCCACGUGAAACUAUUAUGUCUGUUGAACAUUAUGCUACUACUCUCGUGUCCCACGAGUUGGCACAUAAGUGGUUCGGGAACUUAGUCACCUGCUACUGGUGGAGUAAUACCUGGAUCAAUGAAGGUUUCGCCAGUUACUUUGGUUACAUUGCUUCUCAUGAGGUCUUUCCACAAUAUGAAUUACACGAGCAUUUCAAUUCUAGAUAUCUUCAAACUUCAUUAGCAUUCGACUCCGGGAGUACGGUACCAAUGAAUAAUGACGUCAAUACUCCUUCUCAAGUCACCGGUCACUUUGGUACAAUCAGUUACUCUAAAGGUGCCGCUUUCCUUAGGAUGACUGUCAAUAUCAUUAGCCCAGAAACUUUUCAAAAGGCAUGCAAGAUUUUCUUAGAAGAUAAUCGACUAGAACCCGUGGAUCAAUAUGAUUUGUAUGAUGCAUUUGCUGCAGCUAUAGCAGAAGAUGGUUCCUUGAGAGAAUAUAAUGAUUUCAAUUUCACAGAAUAUUAUCGUGUUUGGGUCAAUGAGCCUGGUUAUCCGCUACUCAAUGUAGAUAUUAACCAUUCCAAUGGUGAAAUAACACUGACGCAGGAGAGAUUUUUCUUAAAUGGAAAUACACCACCUACUGGACAAAUUUAUCCUAUCCCAAUCACAUAUUCCACUAAAAGCAAUACAAGGUUUAGGGAUUUAAAACCAGUUUCUAUGAUGAGUUCAGAAAUAGCAGUAAUACAGAAGUCUGAAGAAGAAGAAUGGGUGAUAUUCAAUAAUUUGCAGCAUGCUCACUACAGAGUUAAUUAUGAUGAUAAAACAUGGGAUUUGAUUGCGGAGGCUUUAUUGAAUGAACCCGAAACUAUUGAUCAUCUAAAUCGAGCACAAAUAGCUGACGACGUAUUUGCUCUAAUGCGGUCAGAAAGACUAACAUACCAUAAGGGUUUCCAAAUACUGAAAUUCCUGCGCUAUGAAUCCAACUACCACGUGUGGACUGUUGCUAUUAGUGGAUACACGUGGCUACGUAACAGACUUAGACACUUACCGUCACAGCAGGCUACUUUUGACUCUUUCAUCUUAAGUUAUUUGGAACAUGUGAUAGAAACCGUUGGGUACGAGACUAUAAGUAAUGAAACACCUACAAUAAGUCUCACCCGACAAGAAGUUCUCCAGUUUGCAUGCAACCUCGGCCAUGAGAAAUGCGUAGAAGAGUCACUUCAGUGGUUUAGAAGACUGAAAAAUCAGCAGUGGGUGAAUCCUAAAAUACGACGUCAUGUCUACAUAACUGGUGUUAGAGAAGGUACAUCUGAAGAUUAUACAUUCUUGCUAAAUAGAUUUAGGACUUCAAACUUUGCUAAUGAUAAAUUGGAAAUGCUGCGAGGUCUGGGGGCAACGAAAGAUUCUGAAUUAUUGACCGAGUAUUUAGAUCUAACACUGCAGAAAGAAGUAAGAUCCCAUGACAAAGCAACUUCUUUUAAUUAUGCUCUUCUAGGCAAUAAAGAGAAUGCAAAUGUUGCACUGGAAUAUAUUAAAAAUAACAUAGAUGCCAUCAGAGAAGCAUAUGUUGAAGAUUCACCGGCCAAUCCCGUACAAACUGUACUGUCAAAUCUUGCAACUUAUCUCGACGAACCUGAACUUGUGGAUUACGAGAACUGGUUACGUACAACGCAGCGGGACUCACUGCAAUUCAAUAACACGAUAAACGCAAUCAAUAACGCUCGAGCCAAUAUAGAAUGGGGAACUGCCAACGCCGAUAUUAUUUUGAGUGCUGCGAGAGACAGUGCAUCUAUUGUUGUUACUUCAGCUAUUAUGUUACUAGUCACAACACUAUUCACCUUUGUUCUUUAA